Penicillium crustosum is the source of this 1713-nucleotide messenger RNA. RefSeq names its product fungal specific transcription factor domain-containing protein. Gene Ontology annotation, biological process: DNA-templated transcription. Gene Ontology annotation, molecular function: zinc ion binding; DNA binding. The transcript has 4 exons. The record is from RefSeq and is a predicted model, not a curated record. Lineage: Eukaryota; Fungi; Ascomycota; Eurotiomycetes; Eurotiales; Aspergillaceae. Bases 1 to 1713 code for a protein of 570 amino acids.
AUGUCGCAGUGGCAGUCCGCAGCCCCACUUGGCACACCAACAUCCAGCAGCCCACAAAGCAAAGGACAAGAAAUUAUGGAAUAUCAUGGGGGCACCAAUUCAAUGACAAUUCUCAGUGAGGUUCUAGGCCGUGCACCGCCAAAGAGACUUGUCAGAAUAGUGCUUCGAGAUCCUGGAUCUGAUCCACGGCAUCAAUUGGAGAGCACUGGGCUUGAUGAUGCAGAUAUAGAGUAUCUACAACGCAAAGGAGCGCUCGAUUUACCACCACCUCAUUUAUGUGAUGAGUUUCUCCGUCUCUAUUUUCAAUUCGUCUACAUCUAUGCCCCUGUCAUCGAUCGAAUCCAGUUCCUGAGAGACUACCGCAAUGGAACCGUGUCAAAGUUUCUUUUCUACAGCAUUCUAGCAAGUGUUACACCCUACGCUCCCACUAAUUUGAUCCGAGAUAUUGGUUUCGAGAAUUAUCAGUCCGCUCAGAAGACCUUUAUUGACCGCGCCCGACUCCUCUAUGACGUUGGGGUUGAGAAAAACCAGCUUCACCAACUUCAAGGAUCUCUGGUCCUUAGCCACUUAUAUGUUUCAUUAUAUACAGAAAAGGACUAUCGGUACUGGCUAUCAAAUGCAGUGCGGAUUGCGACCAAAAUGGGACUCCAUAAGGAAGAAGUCGGCAAGAACGCGGGGCUUCCUCUCCGCAAACUCCUCAGGCGUGUGUGGUGGGUUUUGUACAAUCGCGAUGCACUCCUCGUGUUCAAUGGCCUCGACAACUUACGGCGGAUCCAUGAUACAGACUUUGACACCUUAGAGCUCACGCUAGAGGAUUGGGAUAAUGGAACAAUCCCAGAGGAAUUCGAAGAUAUUCUACAGCCAGUUACAAAGUUGCACAAGAGCUUUCUGGUGGCGAGUUGUCAAUUGUCAUUAAUCACGUCCCAGGUCAUGCAGACAAUGACACGAACUCCAGUAUGGUCGGAAACUACCUGGGAUGAACUAGAGAAAAAAAUAUUACGUUGGCAGAAAGAUAUUCCACCAGAGUUGCAUUGCUCUGCAAAUCACGAGUGGGGUGUUGACAAUUUCUGGGUGCUUGUGCUCGAGGCGCGAAUUCAUGUUUUUAAAUGCAUGGUGUACCGUACAGCCCGAGAUGCCUUCAAAUCACGAAACCUGGACAUAUCGCAUCGUGCAACACAGAAACUACACCACGCGAUGCUCGAACUUGAUACUAUCAUUGAUCGGAUUAUGGUGCAUGGCUUGGUAGAAUAUUGUCCCAUGUUCCUAUAUAAUUGCGCCUCCACAAUCAUAGCUCUCCACAUUGAGCGAGCUAUAGGUCAAGCCCAGGAUAUCCAAAGUAAACUACUCGCCUCUUUACGGAUCCAAACUGAUCUUGAAUUUCUUCGAAAACUUUCCAGAUCAUGGUACCCCAUUAAUUGGGCAGUCCAGAUGUUUGAGGUGGUUAUACAACGCACUGGUCUCUCGGUGGCAAUUGCUGGGGAACAAGCCUUCCAAUGUGGCACUCAGGACCCCUUCAAUUGCAAUGAUGGCGGGGACCCAGGUCAUACAGCGGACUUUAAUGGCGAUUCAUAUUUAUCGUCGGCAGGCCUGUGGAACCUUGAUCUUGGGAUCGAUAUCCCGUUUCCUGGAUUUGAGAGGUCUGUGGGAUUGAUGAAUGGAGAAAAUAUGUUUCCGGAUUUCUUGUCUCGGGAUCAAUGGAACAUACCUAUGUAA